AAUGCCUGUUCAGUAAAUAAUGCCCCCUCCAUACGAAUGCAUGAAUGCAACACCCUCCAUACGAAUUCCCUCAGUCUGUGGGGAAGACUCAGUAAGAGCAAAAACAAGUCACAGACAGAAACAAACAGGCAGACAGACAGAGAGACAGACAUUGUGGCAAAAAGAAAAGGACAUAUAGUUAUUGUGAUACAGAAACAGAGAGAAGGGAGAGAGAUAUUGAGAAAAGAGAGAGAGAGAGAGAGAGAGAGAGAGAGAGAGAGAGAGAGAAAUAACAGCAGACAGAGGACACGGGGAGUAACCAGAACGUGAAGCUAGUACAAACAGAGAGAGGAAAGGUGUGUGUGUCAUGUUUGACUCCAGCAUGCUGCUGCUGGCUGGUCUGGUGAUGGUCCUGCUGCUGCUGGCCUGGAGGAGGAGGGGGACACGGGGGCUUCCACUGCCCCCAGGCCCCACUGGACUACCCCUGCUGGGAAACCUGCCCCAAGUGGACAAGAGAGCACCCUUCAAGACCUUCAUGAAGUGGAGUAAGCAGUAUAGGCCGGUCAUGACUGUGAACCUUGGGCCUGUGCGGAUAGUGACCCUCAGUGGGUACCAGACAGUGAAGGAGGCCCUAGUGGACCAGGCUGAUGACUUCACAGGAAGGGCACCACUUCCGUUCUUGAACCGGGUCGUCAAGGGAUACGGCCUGGCAAUCAGUAAUGGUGAGCGCUGGCGUCAGCUGAGACGCUUCACACUGAGCACGCUCAGAGACUUUGGGAUGGGCCGCAAGAAGAUGGAGCAGUGGAUUCAGGAGGAGAGCAGACACCUGCUGGAGAGCCUGAGAGAAACCAAGUCGGCCCCUUUUGACCCCACGUUCUUCCUGAGUCGUGCCGUGUCUAACGUGAUUUGUGCUCUGGUGUUUGGACAACGCUUCAGCUACGAUGACACUAACUUUCUGCGUCUGCUGGAGAUUAUCUCAGAUGUGUUUCGCUUCGGAAGCACACCAUGGGGACAGCUGUACAACAUCUUCCCCCGUCUGAUGACUUACGCACCCGGCCCCCACCAAAAAUUCUUCCAACGCAUUGACAAACUUAGGGAGUUUGUAAUAGGGAAGAUCCACCAGCACAAGGAGACUCUGGACCCAGACAACCCUCGAGACUUCAUCGACUGUUUCCUCAUCAGAAUUGAGCAGGUAGGCAGGAGACAACUAAUAUGAUUUAUAGUGGGCUAGCUGAGUAAACCCAUAUGAAAAAGGUCUACAAAAAUCAUGUAGUAAUCAUACUUUUCAAAACAUUUCAAUAUAAUUCA
Messenger RNA from Alosa alosa (allis shad), 1287 nucleotides. RefSeq names its product cytochrome P450 2G1-like. The record is from RefSeq and is a predicted model, not a curated record. Gene Ontology annotation, biological process: xenobiotic metabolic process. Bases 347 to 1195 code for a protein of 282 amino acids. Gene Ontology annotation, cellular component: intracellular membrane-bounded organelle; cytoplasm. NCBI's taxonomy places the organism in Eukaryota, Metazoa, Chordata, Actinopteri, Clupeiformes, Clupeidae. The transcript has 5 exons. Gene Ontology annotation, molecular function: iron ion binding; oxidoreductase activity, acting on paired donors, with incorporation or reduction of molecular oxygen, reduced flavin or flavoprotein as one donor, and incorporation of one atom of oxygen; heme binding.